This is a messenger RNA of Symbiodinium sp. CCMP2592, 1008 nucleotides long. NCBI's taxonomy places the organism in Eukaryota, Dinophyceae, Suessiales, Symbiodiniaceae. The record is from the annotation of a GenBank genome assembly.
AUGGCAAUGAAUAUUUUACUUCUCGCCGGCGGCCAGACCAACCCUGGCGAUUUCGUUUAUUUCCAGGCCGAUGGCGUAUAUUCUGUGGCCAAAUGGGCACCCUGCUUCGGCACCGGUUUGCCACCCGCUACCCGAGAGGAAUGUUGCACGUCACGGGAGUACGUUGAUUCCUCACGUUGCUUCCCGGGCGUGCACAGCCAGCUCGAGUGUUGUGGACAAGGUUAUGUGAUGCUCUUUGCGGACAGCCCGCGGGAGCUUUUGAAAGCGGAAGGUGAUCAUCCGGCAUUUUCUGCGCAGCAGGUAUCGUGGGAGUUUUGGAUAGGUGCGAGCACUCAAACUUUGGAGUUCAACCUGGGUGGAAUGCCCCUUGUGUUCAGAGACUUCAAGAUCUCGCGGUUUGGUAUGGAGAGCCAGCUGAAAGAAUUGCAAAAGGAUGCAUACGGAUUCAGCACGCUUCCACUGCACCGCGGUGACGUGGUUUUAGAUGUUGGGGCCAAUGUGGGUGUCGUUUCCGUUUGGCUUGCCAAGUUAUAUCCUAGCAUUCGCAUUAUCGCCAUAGAGCUCGAUCCAACGAAUUUCCGUUUCAUGCUAUGGAAUUUGCACCGCAACAAUGUCACUGAGCAGGUGUGGCCUGUGAAUGUGGGAGCCUGCGAAUCUGGCAAUGCAACCUAUGAGCUGUUUCCACCCAUACAAGGAGGAGUUGUGAGGAGGGUGGUGCGAUCAAACGUGCCUUGCAUGUCGUUACAGAGGAUUUUCCAAACAUUCGAUAUUCACGAUUUGGCGCUGAUGAAGCUUGACUGCGAAGGUUGCGAGUUUUCCUUCAUAACAUCGCAGACAGCGGAGGGACCACUGCGGCUCACCCGCACGAUUGUAGGCGAGUUUCAUGAUCCAACACUUGUCCGAUUUGAUGCGCUAUCCAUGGAGCGUGCUCAGCGUGCCUACCGGAUCAUGUGUGCACCUGGCAACACCGUGCUUGGAUGUCAAACGCCCGCUUGGCCAUACCAGUGA